UGGCCCCGCCCCCGUGACUAUAUAAAGGCGGGGCGGCGGCGCUGGGCGGCAGAACGCGGCUGGAGCGGACACAGACAGACACGGAUACACGCGCUGCUGCAAUGUCGGACUUCAGGGAGCUGUGCGAGCUGGUGUCUGAGUUGAGCUUCUUGGAUCCCGACGAUUUCUCCGCCUGGAAGUCUGGCCCCGAGAGCCGGGCGGUGGGUCCGCCGCUGCCCGUCACCUCCCGCCGCUACUCCACCAGCCAGCUGCCGCUGCCGGGGUGCCGGGGCCCGCCGGGGCUGGGACUGGGGCUGGGGUUCCGGGAGCCGGGGCUGUGCGACGUGGAGUGGGGGCAGGAGCAGGAGGAGGAAGAGGAGGAGGAGAGGCGGGGUGUGUCGCUGCUGAUGCCGCCCUCUCCCUCGCCGUCGGCCCGCUACAAGACCGAGCUGUGCCGCCCCUUCCAGGAGAGCAGCUUCUGCCGCUAUGGGGACAAGUGCCAGUUCGCCCAUGGUCUGUCCGAGCUGCGCUCCCUCAGCCGCCACCCCAAGUACAAGACGGAGCCGUGCCGCACCUUCCACACCACCGGCUUCUGCCCCUACGGCACCCGCUGCCACUUCAUCCACAACCCCGAGGAGGAGAGGGGGGCCCGGCCUCGCCUGCGCCAGAGCGCCAGCCUGGGCUCAGCCUCGCCCGGCCCUGCGCUAGACUGGGCCGCGCUGCGGGCAGCCUUCAGUCCUGACCUGGAGUUGGAGCUGGCCCGGACUCUGGGCUUGGGGCUGGGCAAGGGAGGAGGAGGAGGAGGAAGUUGCUGCUGCCGCCAGCACCACCAUCACCAACACCAACACCAGCGGCAACACCAGCAGCUCCAGCGGGCGCCCGGCUUGCCCAUGGCCGGCAGGAGCCCGUCCGCAGACUCGCUCUCCGACCAGGACGACACCAGCAGCAGCGGCUCCGAGUCGCCCAUCUUCGAGCAGGGCCGGCGGCUGCCCAUCUUCAGCCGGAUCUCCGUGUCGGACUGAGGGAGGGGUGGAGGUGGAGAAGGGAAGUGAAUCGGGGUGUUGCCUCUCCCAAGCUGUGUCUGUGGCUGGGUGCCGUCUCCCCAAGGGUGUCACCCUCCACUCCGGGUUUGUGGGUGCUGUUGUACCCUGGUGUGAAAGACUAAAGGGGGCAAGGGGCGGUGAUAUCUUUCCCAUUGAGAGAAUGUUAAUUGUUUUGGUUUGCCUGUGAUUUGGGAAUGUGUGUGUGUGUUACCACCCCAAGUAUAUGAGAGACCAGGGGUGUGUCCAGUAUCAAACUUGCCCGUGUGUGUGUUACCCUGGGGUGUUGCUUCUGCCUGGGAGUAUGUGUCGCUGACGGACUAGGGGCAUUCCUUGCCUGUGCCCCAAGUUGUAUGUGGCACCCCUUGUGUAUGUGUGCUGGUGGGGGGGCGUAUGUCUCUCGAGUUUCACCCCAAGGUGUAUGUGUGACUGUAGGGUGUCGGUAUUUGUCCCCCUGUCUGUCUGACUGGGAGGGGUGUCUGGUUGGCUCUGUGCUCCCUCACCUGUAGCCCUUGUGUACAGAGGUGGGAGGAGGGUAUCUAUGGAUGGUGGGAGCAUACGUCCUGAUGUAGCAGAGGAAGGGAAUGCCCAUUGCCAGGGAUUGCGCCUUGCCAGCAUUGUUGGUAAUCGGGUACCUACAUACAACGCAUUAACCUAUUGUACCAAGUAUUUGUACAAACUUUUUCUAAGCUGUCUAAUGCACAAUAGAUUAUAUUUAAAUUAUUUAUUGAAGAUUUUGGAAUGUUUUGUAUAUUUAAUGAUAAAGUACUAUAUUUUUAGAUAAUUUAUGAUCUUUUUAAAAACAUUCUGAAUGUAUCGAUUAUAAUGCUAUCCAGUGCCUUAUAACUGAUUUCAUUUUGAAGUGAAAUAAACUUCUAAUUAAAAAAUC
Molecule: messenger RNA, 1908 nt
Organism: Leucoraja erinaceus (little skate)
Lineage: Eukaryota; Metazoa; Chordata; Chondrichthyes; Rajiformes; Rajidae
Product: mRNA decay activator protein ZFP36L1-like
Exons: 2
Coding region: 102-1001 (299 amino acids)
Molecular function (GO): mRNA binding; metal ion binding
Source: RefSeq, a predicted model, not a curated record